AUGGAAGAAGCAAACCAAUCUGUAGUGUCUCUGUUUGUUUUUAGUGGACUUUGUAAGUCAAAGGAAUUGCAAACCAUCCUCUUAGCACCAUUUUCUAUACUCUAUGUGAUAACUGUUGUGGGAAACCUUUUUGUCGCAUUUUUGAUCAUCUCUGACCCUCAUCUCCACUCCCCUAUGUACUUCCUCCUGGCCAAUCUCUCAUUCAUUGACUUCUGCCUUUCCUCAGUCACCACACCUAAACUAAUCACAGACUUUUUAAAGGAUAACAAGACCAUCUCCUUUUGGGGUUGCAUGAGCCAGAUUCUCUGUGUCCACUUCUUUGCUGGUGGUGAGAUGGUGCUGCUUGUGACAAUGGCCUAUGACCGUUAUGUGGCCAUCUGUAAACCACUCCAUUAUGCUAGCAUCAUGAACAGACAAAAGUGCCUCUGGCUAGUUUUGAUAUCAUGGAUCACUGGCUUUGUGCAUGCACUGAGUCAGCUAGCAAUAGUUAUGGAACUGCCAUUCUGCGGACCCAGAGAAGUAGACAGCUUUUUCUGUGAUAUCCCUUUGGUAAUUAAACUAGCCUGCAAGGACAUUCAUACUACAAAAGCACUGAUAAAUGCUGAUAGUGGGUUCUUGGCCACAACCUGUUUCAUUCUUUUGCUUGUCUCCUACACUUAUAUCCUGUUAGUUGUUCGCCUUCAUGCUAAGGAUGGGGCAUCAAAGGCACUCUCUACCUGCACAUCCCAUAUCACAGUGGUUGUGUUGUUCUUUGGACCCUGCAUUUUCAUCUAUCUGUGGCCUCUCAGCAACACUUGGGUAGACAAGUUUCUUGCUGUGUUUUACACAGUCAUUACACCUCUCUUGAAUCCAGCCAUUUACACACUGAGGAAUAAAGAGAUUAAAAAUGCCAUGAAGAGACUAAUAAAUCAGCAGCAGGCCCAAGGACCACAGGCCCUUGUGCCAAGUGCGGAAUGCCACGAAACAGCAUACAGCCAAGACAUUGUCUUCACCUGGGAUAUUAUCCUGCUGUACCAGCUGGGUCCAAAGCUGGAAGGAUCCAGCAAUUACCCAGGGCUCAUCUUGACACGCUACCACUGUUCUCAGAUGGACUCUGAUUCAUGA
Molecule: messenger RNA, 1104 nt
Organism: Elephantulus edwardii (Cape elephant shrew)
Lineage: Eukaryota; Metazoa; Chordata; Mammalia; Macroscelidea; Macroscelididae
Product: olfactory receptor 4K3-like
Exons: 2
Coding region: 1-1104 (367 amino acids)
Biological process (GO): G protein-coupled receptor signaling pathway
Cellular component (GO): membrane
Molecular function (GO): G protein-coupled receptor activity; olfactory receptor activity
Source: RefSeq, a predicted model, not a curated record